Lolium rigidum is the source of this 2520-nucleotide messenger RNA. RefSeq names its product WPP domain-interacting tail-anchored protein 1-like. The record is from RefSeq and is a predicted model, not a curated record. NCBI's taxonomy places the organism in Eukaryota, Viridiplantae, Streptophyta, Magnoliopsida, Poales, Poaceae. The coding region runs from base 265 to 2295 and encodes 676 amino acids. The transcript has 5 exons.
AUCUCUGAUCUCUCCACUUCCUCUCCACUUCUCCACAGUCUCCGCCGGCCGGUACAUUUCUUUCUUCCUCUCCGUAAUCCCGACUUACCAACCCGACCCAACGCCGAUCUGAAUCUCUCCUAGAGUCCUCACUCCGACGCCGACGCCGACGCCUCAAGCUUCUCUCCCCUCCGCCGCCUCUCAGGCGCAUCGCCGUUCCAGCUCUUCGCUCAUCGCGACAUCGCAUCCUUGCUGGCCAUCGGUUUUUGAGGAGGCAGACAAGGAAUGAUGAAUGCCGAUACCACCAUAAAUGACGUUUCUGUCCAAGAAAAUACCCUGCCUGGAGGAGAUAGGAUGAAUUUAGUAGGAACCAACAUGGAAAGCCUUACAAGAGUAGAACUCGAACUUGCAUUUGCCUCCGAGAAAUUACUGAAUUUGGAGAUGCUGGUGAUGGAAAUAGCUCGCCGAGCUACUGAUUUUGAGCCUCUUACCUGGGAAAACGAAUCUGUUUCUUCCGAGACUGCUGAAAAUGCUUUCGAGUUGGACCUCUUGUACGGUAUCCUCGAUGCAGAAGUCCAAGAGUUAGAUGACAUGAUUAGUUCUCUUCAGAUUGACGCUAGAAAUGUGGAGCACAAGGUUUAUGAUGAAGAAUCUGGAGGCAAGGUUAAAGCUAAGCUGGAUGCUGCUAUGUCUUCAUUGAAACAGAUGCAGGAUCUAAUUGCUGAUAUCAGAAAGGAGUCUGCAAAGUUCGAGAAAGCCAUUGAGUUUUCCAGCGACCAAGCCGGAAUUACUGAACACGGUGUGUGUGAAAAUGGUCAUAUGUCAUCCGACACUAGUAUGCAGACUGAAGAUCAACGGAGAAAUGUUUUGCAGAUGCUAGAGCAAUCCAUAGCAAGUGAGCUAGAUCUUGAAAAGAAGCUCUCUGAUUCGAGAUAUGUUGUAGAAGAACUUGAAAUGAAGCUUCAUCACCGAAAACAAGAAAUAUAUUUCCUAGAAGAGUUAACAGAAACUAAUUCGGGGAGAUUGUUUGAAGCAGAAAAUGCUUCUGAGUUACUCUUGGGAACUUCUAGGGAACUUAUAAGUAGACUUAAUACCACACAGUUCCAUUUAAGUGCAUCCAUAUCUAGAGAAGAUGAUCUCAACUCCAAGUUAGAAGACAGCUUGAUGGAACUAUCUUUUCUGAAAACAAACCAAGAGACAAGGAUGCAAGAAGAUAGUAAAAAAGUUGCAGCUGAAGAAGCUGUGCAGAAUCAGGCGUUGUUGUCCUUGCAACAUAAAGUGGAUGAACUAGAAAAACAUAUAAGGGAAUCUGAUUCGCAGUUGUUGUUAGCAAAGGCAUCAUCAGAAACAAGUCAGGAAAAGCAGAAUGUGCUGCACACUGAGCUAAGCACACUGGAAACUAUUGUUAAGAAUCUCAAAGAUGAUGUCUUGAGAGCUGAAAAUAGAGCACAAAAUGCUGAGGUAAGGUGCAUGCAGUUAACCAAAGAUAAUAUUGAACUCAGUGGGGAGCUAAGCUCUCUUAAAAGCCAGGGUUCAGACAAGGCCAGUCUUCUGGAGAGGGAAUUGAUGGAGUCAAAUGCCCAGUUGGAGCAUGCAAAGGCAUCAGUUGAUGCCAUUGUUGAACAGAAGAUUAUGCUGAAAUCUACAAUAUCUGACAUGGAGCAUAUGAUUGAAGAUCUGAAAGGAAAGCUUUCUAAAGCUGAAACCAGGGCUCUAAAUGCUGAAUCAAAGUGUACAUUAUUAACUGACACUAAUUUGGAACUUAGUGAAGAGCUAUCAUUUCUGAGAGGUCGAGUUGAAAGUCUAGAAAACUCGUUACGUGAAGCCAACCAUGUGAAAAUAUCCACUGUCAAGGACAUUGGUAUCAGAACUAAAAUUAUUACUGACUUGGUCACAAAACUUGCAAUGGAAAGAGAACGACUUCAUCUCCAGAUUUCUAUGUUAACAAAGAAGAACAAGAUAUUGGCUCACAAGUGCAAAGGAAGUGUUAAGGAUGGUACGAAGUUGUACAAAAACACUACUGGUAAAGAUGUUGAACUUCAGUUCAAUAAAUUGGCUGAGGGAAUAGCUCCAGAUUUUUCAUCAUCACAAAAUGAGGUGGAGAAACGUGCAGAUUCUAUCAACGAGGAGGAAACCAAGACAGACACACGAGAGGAGGGGGACUCCUCUGGCGAUGGCACGCUGGAAGCAACACGAACCAUAAAGCCUUCGCUGCUCAACUGGAAGUACGUAGCCGUGGCAUUUGCAGCCGUGCUGGCUGCUGUCCUUGUAUACCUGCUAGUUGAAGAAGACGUCAAGGGCCGCAUGGCAUUGUGAUCUUGUUUGUGCUGUAUGUUUCAUCUUGUUUAAUUAUUCGGUGUUCCUUCAUUUCAUUUGUGUUUUGUGGGAGACGCAGUUUUGGGUGUUGUAUAUGCUAUCUUGUGCAAGCGCUGCCAGCGGCAUCCACUGUAAUUAGGUGCCGGAUACUGAUGUUCACCGGUUUGGGACUUGUGAACACCUCGUUGUGGAGGUUAAGGAAUGUCAGAUAAGUGGGUAUGAUUA